AUCAGUCCGCCACCGGUCGCCCCUAUCCUCCACAACAAACAUGUAACGUCACCGGUGUCACUACGCCACCAACUGCUCAUCUGUCCGACUAAUGAUGGCCACGACGGGGAGACGUUUAUGUCGGAGGCGCCGCGGCGAGGCAGCUAAAUAAACGACGACGACCACAGUGGGACGGCCCGUGCUAGCCUAAUAGGCUUGCCGUGCUAACUGAGCAGAUGGCAGCGGAGGAAGAUUAAGUCUAGCACUUGGCCUCAAAGGUCAACGUGGGCAAAUAUGUCAGUCUGAAAAAACAAAACAAAAUAAAAAACCCAAACGGGGGAGACUUAACAAGAGGAGGAAACAUGAAGACAUCCAGAAUUGUCACCUCCUCGUCACUGGCGAAUGGAAACCAAAGUGACGAGCGGCGGCAGAGGAAGAUGGCCGACAUCGCUCAGGCCCUGCAGGCGAGUCCGGCGGACGUGGCGGCCCUCAGGAGGAUGGCCAUCAGCGAGGGGGGCCUGCUGACGGACGAGAUACGCUGUCAGGUGUGGCCGCGACUCCUCAACGUUCCGCCCAACAUUUUGGAGCAGGAGCCAGAGACCGUGGAGCGGGACAACAACAAGGACUACAACCAGGUGCUACUGGACGUUCAACGCUCACUGCGAAGGUUCCCUCCUGGUAUGCCAGAUGAGCAGCGCGAGGGUCUCCAAGAGGAGCUCAUUGACAUCAUCCUCCGCGUCCUGAAGCGUAAUCCUCAGUUGCACUACUACCAAGGUUACCACGAUAUCGUCGUCACCUUCCUCCUGGUCGUGGGCGAGCGCUUGGCGACAGCCCUCGUGGAAAAGCUCUCCACACAUCACCUCAGGGACUUCAUGGAUCCCACCAUGGACAACACCAAACACAUCCUCAACUACCUGAUGCCCAUCAUCGAGAGGGUCAACCCUGAGGUGCAUGAUUUCAUGCAACAGGCGGAGGUGGGAACCGUGUUCGCUCUCAGCUGGCUGAUCACCUGGUUCGGCCACGUCCUGUCAGACUUCCGCCACGUGGUCCGGUUGUACGACUUCUUCCUCGCCUGCCAUCCGCUGAUGCCCAUCUACUUCGCAGCCGUGAUCGUACUGCACAGAGAAGAGGAGGUCCUGGAGUGCGAGUGCGACAUGGCCAUGGUCCAUCACCUGCUGUCUCAGAUCCCUCAGGAUCUUCCCUACGAGACCCUCAUCAGCCGAGCGGGAGACCUGUUUGUCCAGUUCCCCCCGUCCGAACUGGCCAGAGAGGCCGCCACGCACGACUGCAUGGCGACCACCACCUUUAAGGACUUUGACCUGGCCUCGACACAGCAGCGCCCCGACUCGGUGCUCCGUCGACGGCGGAAGCAGCUACAGCAGCAGCAGGAGGCGCUGGAGCGCUCGGCGGUGGCCCGGCCGUCCAUGACGCGCCGCUUUGUUCGCUUGGCGGUGAUGGGCCUGACGGUGGCUUUAGGGGCGGCGGCGCUCGCUGUGGUCAACACCGCCCUGGAGUGGGCCCCCAAGCUGGACCUCUUUCCAUGAACUCCCUCACACCUGAGCCAGGAGUCACCAGCACCAGUCACCUCUCCUCGCUGAACCACCCCCAUAAAAAAGCACUACGUUUGUUGAAAUGAAACCCCUCAACUCACUUCAAUAUAGUUUCUUAGCACCAAGAUGCCACAAGAUGGCAGUGAAGCACUCCUUUUGUCAAAAUGAAGCGCCUCGACUCAGUUCAACAUUGUUAAUUUGCACCAAGAUGGUACCAAAGAGAGUUUUUUUUUUUUUUGCUAACCCCGAGCUCAUCGUUUUCAUCGAAUAACGGAGGCUAGGUUCAGCCAGAAAUCAGCGAACAGGUGAAUUCCUGAAUGGCGAAUAUGGGGCGGGUUCACUGUACAGUGGUACCAUGACUUUGGAGUUUAAAUCAUUCUGUGACUGAGCUUGUGAGUCAGUUUACGCCACUGUAUUAAUAUUUUCAACUGUAAAUAUACCACUAACUGAUCCAGAAACACUUAAUUUUAAUUUCAAACUCAUCUUACAAUAUGUCACUUAAAAAUAAACAGCUUACAAAUGAUUUGAUUGUGAAAAAUGCACCAGAAAUGUAUUUAGCACAUAUAAACACUUCGACAUACUUCCUUGACACCAAUUACCGUACUCUCUGGGCUUUGGCGCCAUCUUGUGGCAUUUAAGGGUUGUUUCAGAAAGCGCACAAAAAAACGUAUUUGUUAUUUUUCAGCGGACAGUUUCCUCUGGGGGAGGGGGGGCAGAUUCGGUGAAUUUGUUAAUAGUGAACCGCGGAUAUGCGGAGCUUACUGUGUACCAGAACUGACAGUUUCUUAGUCUACUUGUUAUUUUGGGUUAGGACGACUGAGUUAUUCUAAUAGAAAUAGAUGAUUGUGGCCUUUGCUGCCAAUUAGACACAUGUCGAGUGUGUGUUAUUUACAUUUUUAAGGUAUUUGAUAUCAGGACAGAGACCAAAUGACGGAUUGUUAGAAUUCUCUUCUAUUCACAAGUUUCUCGUAGUAAGCUGUAAAGAACUGGUACACACACAUAUCAUUUCACUUAAAUUUCUGCUACUUCACCGUCCGCCUCUUCUUUACAGUUGUACUUUUCACAUUCCUCCAGCUAUCGGUGACUAGCUCAUUUACUUUUAAUUAGCUGAGAUGGUUUUGGUAAAAGCAGAACAGGUUCUCGAGCCAUCGGCAAAACCAAACAUAAAACAUGCCUCAACUAGUCUUAAGACUAAUUUGUUCCAGCAUGUAAAAAUAUACUCAUGAUUGGCAAUAUCUCCUCAGUGUAAGACUGGAUGUCAUACUUUUUAUACCAAGUACCACCUAGAAUAAAAAAAAUACUCUCCCAUGUUCCGUCAUGACCAACAUUAAAAUGUAAAAAGAAAAAUAGUAGUAAAGGAUUUUAAAAAAUUUCCUUUUAAAAAUGUUGAUAACAUUCACUUCUUGAGAUUAGAUGCAAAUGUAUUGAACUUUAAAGAUCCAGUGAAUGUAACUGAACUACACUUAGGCAUUCUUUCAUACUUUGAGAAUCGCUGUAAGGUAUCUGGUGCGUCACUGCCAGUCAAAUCCAUUCAAAUUUUUUUGUCACCACCGCUGGAAGGAGCACACAUUAUUAGCCUACAAGUAAACUGGUGCUGACCUUCACUAAUAUUGCACACGUCAUUUAUUUAUUUAUUUUUUAUUUCCUAUGGGAAGUAUGAAGUUUGACACUACAUCGUAGGUGUUUAGGCACAUUGAAGUAGCUUGCGGGAUUGCGUCCACGCAAGGUUUUCUUUUUUACUUGUACACCUCGAAACACUGGACAGCCUGGCAGCCGACGAACUGAAAACGUUGAAUUUUUCGGGAGGAAUUACUUGUCGCGAUGGUCUUUCCCAGGAUGGUCUGAAGUGUUUGCUGUCUUUAUUCAUGUUGCACUAGAUUUGUCUGCCUUUUUUUAUUUUAUUUAACAAAUAUAUCCUACUAAAGUAAAUUUGUACUGUACAAGAGAAUGCUAAUAAACCAUGAAAUGAGGCGUAUUAA
Messenger RNA from Phycodurus eques (leafy seadragon), 3508 nucleotides. It is a transcript of the gene tbc1d20, whose product is annotated as TBC1 domain family, member 20. Gene Ontology annotation, molecular function: GTPase activator activity. NCBI's taxonomy places the organism in Eukaryota, Metazoa, Chordata, Actinopteri, Syngnathiformes, Syngnathidae. The transcript is spliced from 8 exons. Gene Ontology annotation, biological process: endoplasmic reticulum to Golgi vesicle-mediated transport; positive regulation of GTPase activity. Gene Ontology annotation, cellular component: endoplasmic reticulum membrane. The record is from RefSeq and is a predicted model, not a curated record. The coding region runs from base 342 to 1523 and encodes 393 amino acids.